CUAUACCUUGACAGGACAAUUGAAGUAACCACCGUACCCUUGAAGUAAAUAAAAGCAUCACAACAAUGCAGAGAAGGUUGAUCUUGCUGCCGUUUCUGCUGCUAGGAGCAGCGGCAGCAGCAAUGACUUCCAGCGUUACUCCUGAAUCCAAGAGUCCCUGCCCUCGCAGCUGCGGAAACAUAUCCAUCCAAUACCCCUUCGGCAUCGGCGCCGACUGCUUCCGGAACGGCUUCGAGAUCGUCUGCGACAACGUCGCCGGCACGCCGGCGCUCGCCGGCACCACGAGGCCCGUCCCGGUGAACCUCCUCUCCAUCAAGACGGCGGAGGCCCGCGUGAUGCUGCCCGUCGCGUGGGAGUGCUUCCACUCCUCGAACAAGGUGAACGACUCCAGCAAUGGCGACGUGCACUUCAACAGCGACGACGUGUACCGCAUCUCCAACACCCACAACCAGCUCUUCGUCAUCGGCUGCAACACCUUGGGCUACACCCAGAGCCAGCGGAACGAGGGCAACGCCUACUACCACUACGCCUACUUCACCGGCUGCAUGUCCUUCUGCAACAACUCCGGCAGCGCUGCCGACGGCGAGUGCGCCGGUGUCGGGUGCUGUCACGUCGACAUCCCGCCGGGCGUCACCGACAACAACAUGGCGUUUCAGAAUUACAACCACACUGAGGUCCUGGCUUUCAGCCCCUGCGACUACGCCUUCCUGGUGGACAAGGACAGCUACACCUUCCGCAGAGCCGACCUGAGGAUGGACACCAACACCAUGAUGCCUGUGUGGCUGGACUGGGCCAUCCGCGACAACCUCACGUGCGACCAGGCAAGAUGGAAGGAGAGCUAUGCUUGUGUGAGCACCAACAGUGAGUGCCGUAACUCUUCCAAUGGACCUGGCUACGUCUGCAACUGCAGCAAGGGCUAUCAAGGCAAUCCCUAUAUCCAUGAUGGUUGUACUGAUAUCAACGAGUGUGCUGAGCAUAAUAAGGAGUAUCCAUGCCAAGGCAUUUGUGAGAAUACAUGGGGUUCCUAUGAAUGCAAGUGCCCUAGUGGUACCCACAGUGCCGAUCCACUGAAUAUUCCAUGCAACCCCAAUUUUCCGCAUGCAGCAAAAAUUGUCACAGGUGCAAUAGGUGGACUUUUCAUCGUAGCACUCAUGAUGUUCAUCUUUCUUAUUGGCAAAGAGAAACGGAAGAUGAAAGAAUUCUUUAGAAAGAAUGGGGGGCCUAUAAUUGAAAAAGUCAAUAAAAUUAAGCUAUUCAAAAAGGAAGAGCUAGAGCCAAUACUAAAAACAAGUAAUCGUAUUGGACAAGGUGGCUUCGGUGAGGUUUACAAGGGAUAUCUUAGAGAUGAAAUACGGCCAGUAGCGAUCAAGAAGCCCAAGAUUGAUGUCAAAUUGGCAAACCAAUUUGCAAAUGAAGUUAUCAUUCAAUCUCGAGUGUUGCAUAAGAAUAUUGUCAACCUCAUUGGUUGUUGCCUGGAGGUUGACGUCCCAAUUUUGGUUUAUGAGUAUGUGUCCAACGGUAGCCUUGACAAAAUUCUGCAUGACAACAACAGGCUGCCUCUUGACUUGGAUCUACGCCUGCAGAUUGCUGCACAAUCAGCGAAGGGCCUAGCUUACAUGCAUUCAGAAAUCACAACACCAAUUCUCCACGGUGAUGUUAAACCAGCUAAUAUCCUUUUGGAUGAGGACUUUAUGCCAAAGAUCUCAGACUUUGGUACAUCUAGAAUGAUUGCCAUUGAAGAAAAUUACACAAGCACUAUCAUUGGUAACUGGGGCUACAUGGAUCCAGAAUAUGCGCAAACAGGCCUAUAUACGAGUAAAAGUGAUGUCUACAGUUUUGGAGUUGUGCUCUUAGAACUCAUUACAAGGAAGAAGGUCUUAGAUCCUGACAUCAAAAACUUGCUCAGUAAUUCCCUUGACACUUACACCAAGAAGAACGGAGUGAUCGAGCUUGUUGACCCAGAAAUUUCAGCAAAAGGAGCCAUUGGGAUUUUCCAUAGUUUGGCAGAAAUUAUUGUGCAAUGUCUAAAUUUUGAUGUUGAUCUAAGGCCAGAGAUGGCAGAUGUUGCAGAGCGUCUUCAAUUCCUAUUGAAGUGAUCUCAUGGUAGAUAGAAUAGAACGUGACUUUGCUACGGUACUCCAAAGUGAUUGCGGA
Molecule: messenger RNA, 2154 nt
Organism: Panicum virgatum (switchgrass)
Lineage: Eukaryota; Viridiplantae; Streptophyta; Magnoliopsida; Poales; Poaceae
Product: wall-associated receptor kinase 2-like
Exons: 3
Coding region: 66-2096 (676 amino acids)
Biological process (GO): cell surface receptor signaling pathway; protein phosphorylation
Cellular component (GO): plasma membrane
Molecular function (GO): polysaccharide binding; calcium ion binding; protein serine/threonine kinase activity
Source: RefSeq, a predicted model, not a curated record